Mya arenaria is the source of this 3639-nucleotide messenger RNA. Its product is annotated as hephaestin-like protein. NCBI's taxonomy places the organism in Eukaryota, Metazoa, Mollusca, Bivalvia, Myida, Myidae. Gene Ontology annotation, molecular function: copper ion binding; oxidoreductase activity. The record is from RefSeq and is a predicted model, not a curated record. Gene Ontology annotation, biological process: iron ion transport. Bases 102 to 3257 code for a protein of 1051 amino acids. The transcript is spliced from 14 exons. Gene Ontology annotation, cellular component: plasma membrane.
AAAGACAUCAACUACAUUUAAGUAUUAAGAUCAGUUAUUAUUGAGUAGAUAUGAAGACACUAUGAUAGUUUAAUCAUAGCAUUAUAACUAGUUAUUAAAUUAUGCUUUUAAUUUUAAGACUUUGCUUCGCUUUGCUGCUGGUUGCUCGGUCCCGGGCAAGGAUAAGACACUAUUUCAUCGCUGCAGUGGAAGUGGACUGGGAUUAUGCUCCGUCAGGACGAAACCUUGUUGGACCUGAUACUUUCACAUCCCGACGGCUUAUUGAGAACCGUGAUGACCAAAUAGGCAGUGUCUACCGCAAGGUGCUGUACCGCGAGUUCACGGACGCGACAUUCACUGAGCAAAUACCUGUACCGGACUGGAUGGGAUUUGUCGGACCUACUGUAAAGGCGGAAGUAGGCGAUUCGGUCAUCAUCUCGUUUAGAAACAUGGCUUCAAAGGGAAAUUUCUCAGUUCAUCCACACGGAUAUUUCUACGACAAACGGAGCGAAGGUGCCCGUUACUUAGAUGGAACGUCAGGCGCAGAUAAGUUGGACGAUGGUAUUCCACCUGGCGGAUCCUAUGUCUAUACCUGGCACGUCCCUGAGAGGCACGCCCCUACGGAAGACGACGACGCAUGUGUACCGUGGGGAUAUCAUGGGCACACAGCUUCACCGUACGACAUUGCUACUGGACUGGUCGGGUUCGCUCUCAUCUGCAAGAGAGGGACGCUUGAUCUCAAUGGCAAACGCAGAGACGUCGACAAGGAGUUCGUUGUAUACGCCGAUAUUGCCGACGAAAGCAAGAGCUUUUUCUUUGAAGAAAGCAUUCAGAAGUGCGGAGAGCCAGCUGCUUGCAAAGCCAGGGCUGAUGCUGGUGAUGAAGAUUUCGGACUAUCAAACGAAAUGCACCACAUCAAUGGCUAUGUCUACGGCAAUCAGCCCCCUUUCAAAAUGAGUCCAGGAGAUCGAGCGGUUUUCUACGUCAUGUCAUUGAAUCUGGCCAGCCACAUCAUGCGAAUACUUGGACAUACCAUGAUUAUAAAGCAAAGGCGCACAGAGAACGCAUUGGUCAACUCGGCGAGUUUCCUUAGCGCGAACACGGUAGCCGCUCAUCCUGGCCAUUGGCUUCUUUACUGCCGAAACCUUGACCACGUCAUUGAGGGUAUGCUUGCUUUCGUAGACGUAGAAAACAAACCAGUACUUUCAAACAUCGCUGGUUUAGGUCGAAGGUUAGGGAAGACGCGAACAUAUUACCUUGCCAUUGAAGAGAUCAUAUGGGAUUACGCACCAGGACUCACUCCCGACAGUUCCAGCUCCGUGUUCCUCCAACAAGGUCCAAACCGGAUUGGUUCCCGGUACAAGAAGGCUGUAUACCGACUAUACACGGACGGCACAUUUACCACGCCAGUAAUAAGAGGAGCGGAAGAUAUUCACAUGGGUUUUACCGGUCCUCCUAUUAAAGGCGAAGAAGGGGAUGUUAUUGUGGUUGUCCUUUAUAAUAAAGCGUCCAGAGAAUACUCAUUUUUGGCCGGAGGUGUGUCCAUGUCAAAGGAAAAUGAAGGGGCCGUGUAUAAGCAAAAUGUUCAAGAAGAUACCACACCAACUGGAGCUAGCGUUCCACCAGGAACGAUUCGCAGGUAUAACUUCUUUGUUUCCUCGAUUGAUGCUCCGACAAAGAUCGACCCAGACUGCCUCACAUACAUAUAUCGCUCCGCUGUAGACCUAGAAAAAGAUUUCUACAGUGGCCUUUUUGGCCCCAUGCUCAUAUGUAAACAUGGGAAGCUCGACAAGGCUGGCAAAAAGAGACACAGAGAGUUCUUCCUAAACUUUCUCGUGGUUAAUGAAAACCUGUCUCAUUAUCUGACCGAGAACAUUAACAUGUUUGCGACCUCCCCCGCAACUGUCGACCCUGAAGAUGAAGGAUUUCAACUUUCUAAUAAAAUCAGAGCCAUCAAUGGUUUUACAUUUGGAACACUACCCGGAUUGAACAUGUGUUAUGGAGAUCAGGUCACGUGGCAUGUGUACACGUUAGGGCCUGAUAUUGACAACCACCAUGUGACCUUUGAAGGCAACAACUUCGUGUUUGACGGCAUGAAUAUUGACACAGUGUCUGUUUUUCCGGGAAUGGGGCAUAGUGUCGACAUGAUCCCGGACCAACUUGGAUAUAAUCGGUUGCGUUGCGGUCAGCUGGGUCUUGAGAAAGAAGGGAUGUUUGCUUGGUAUAACGUCGAUUCAUGUUAUAGUCGGUCACGAAUUGGUCGUCUGCCGAAGUCUGGGAUCACGCGCCGGUAUUACAUCGGAGCAUUAAAUGUGGAAUGGGAUUACGCGCCAGUCAAAGUGCAUCCAAUUACUGGGAAAAGUUUGUUUACUCCUACCAGUCCCAGUUACAUUUUCGUGAGAGGCGGACCUGAUUUUGUUGGAAGUAUCUAUACUAAAACCGUGUACCGCGAAUUUACCGACAGCACAUUCACCAAGAUGAAACCUCAACAUGUGAACCUCGGGAUAAUCGGUCCAUACAUACGUGGAAAUGUCGGAGACACAAUAGAAAUACAUCUGAAAAAUAUGGCAAACUUUCCAUUGAAUAUAGUCCCUAAAAACCUACCUUUUGCGGAUGGGUCAGUUAUAAGCAGUGCAUUGCCCACGUUUCAAGGCACCGUUGGAAUAUAUAAAUAUUCUAUCCCUGAACGAUCUGGGCCCAAGAAAGAUCAGCCAAAUUGUGUGGGAACUAUAUAUACCUCACGUGUGGAUCCACUAAAAGAUGCACAUAGCGGUCUGAUUGGCCCAAUGGUAAUAUGCAAGGAAAGAACUCUUAAUGAAAAUGGCCAAAGAACUGAUGACAUUAAUGUUGAAUUCGCAACAGCUUACUUUAUUAUAGACGAAAAUCUGAGUCAUCAUAGUACUUCCAAUUUUGCACAACGGGCACCUGGUAGAGUGAACGUUAAGGAUGCUGAUUUCGUAGAAAGCAAUCAGUAUUAUUCAAUAAACGGACUCAUUUAUGGAAACCUGAUUGGCCUUGAUAUGCGAAUAGGACAGAGGAGUGCUUGGUACGUCUUUGGAAUGGGUAUGGAAGACGACAUCCAUACAGUGCAUUUCCACGGGCAGUUAUACAUACGAAAUACAGAAUUAACAUUUCGAGGGGACGUUCUUGAGGUUUUCGCGGGAACAUAUGAAACUGUAGAGAUGGAAGCAUACAAUCCGGGCACUUGGCUUUAUCAUUGUCACGUAAGCACCCACGUGAUAAAUGGCAUGGAAACCGUCUACAAUGUUCUUCCAUGAUCCAUUAACCUGGGAAAGUGAUUUCAAGAGACAAAAGAGGUCACAGUCAUCUAUCAGCGUGUGUAUCAUCUUUGAAAUGUUGACUUAUACCGAUUAAACACACACACACCACUACAUCCUCUUGCCACGUGGAAGAUUAUUUAUUAAUGCAUAUUGCAAUUUUAUCCUAUGAAGUAAACAGAGAUGAAACCUUAAUUGAAGUUAACUGUGGGACUACCUCAUGUGUCAGUCUUUGAGAUGUUUCAUUUAUGUGCCAUGAGAGUCGAAGAAGAAAAUUGAACAAUAAAUUGUCCGAUAUGGUUAAAACAGUUUACAGCUGAUGUUUUUGAACAUGUAAAUAUGGUAAUAUAUGGAAAACAUACGUUGAUUAACAUGAAAAUUU